This is a messenger RNA of Moneuplotes crassus, 1323 nucleotides long. The record is from the annotation of a GenBank genome assembly. NCBI's taxonomy places the organism in Eukaryota, Ciliophora, Spirotrichea, Euplotida, Euplotidae.
CCUCGUAUUUAACAUUAAAAAUGGCAGCUAGUUCAUCGUCAAUAGAGAAACAUUUUCAGGACCAGAACCAAAGCCAGGAGCUGAGUAAUAGAGUCAAGAGGGAUUUUGGAAUGAGCGAGCGAAGGAGGGGCCUCCAUGCACCCAAGUUUAGCAUGCCUGUGAUGACUAAGGAACAAAAGAUAAUACUGAAACAAGUGCUUAACAGAAGAAAGUCAGUAAGCAAGCAGCCCAAACCAGUUCAAAAAGAUUUCAUACCAAAGAGGCUCAAAAGACAGCUGAAGAGAGUCAAGUUAGUUAUUGAGCAAGAGAAGAAAAAUAGAAUGGAGAAAAGACAGAAGAGAAAACAAGAGAUAGAACGAAGACAACUGGAGGACCAAAAAAAACGAGAAAUAGAAGAAAGAGAAAGAUAUGAAAAAGCUAGCCCAUUUCUACGUUUACAGUUAGGUAACUCAAGAGAGAAACAAGAGGAUUCUUCUCUAGGUCCUUCUCCCGAUUCUAAAUAAAGAGUUCAAAAGGAAACCUAAAAUCAAAAUUAACAGGGAUUUAGCUUCAAAUAUCAGCAGCGUGAAUGAAUCUGUUAUGUUUAAUGACAAUACUAAUCAGAAGUUCUCUCAGAGCAAGACUAGGAAGAUGAGACUAGACACUCAGAAAUUUGGUGUAUCCCCAGAAAAGAACAUGUACACUCAAAACUCAAACUUUACAACAACUUGAAGAAAGGAAGAAAGUCCUCUCAUUCCUCUUGAGCCGUGCCCAAAACCAAAACUUAAAAAUAUAAUCAAGCUUAAAAAGUCUAUAAAAAUCAACUUCCCCAACCCUAAGGUAACUUCACCCUCUAAACCCUCAGAAUCCUUCCAAAAUACCCUCAGCACUCUCCAAAACACCAUCUCUACCCUCUUCAUUCUCAAAGCCCCUAAAAACCCCUCAAAAUCCCCCAAACCCCAAAAAUCCCUCACACAGAUCGCUCGCCGCCCCAAAAACUAGCCAAAACCUAUUCAAAUUCUACUCUUCUCCAAAUUCUCUAAUCAGCAGUCAUCUCCGAAGAUCGCACAAAAUCUACCAGUCAGCUAGCUUUACUACAAGAUCUCAAAAUGUGGAAAUGAGCCUAAAUGACAUUAAGAAAGAGGAAAGAAAAGUGAAGAAGUGGGCCAAUUGAAUGAGAGAGAGGGUAGAUAGAGCAAUAAGUGAAUGAGGGAUGUAUGAUUAUGAAGUUAGGAAUGAAAGGAGAUUUAUGGAUGUCAUUAGGAAUAAUGAGGUUUAUGAGUAGGUGAGGGAGGAUUGGAUGUGGGCGUUUGGUUGGGAAUUGGAUUUUGUACUUUUUAAGUG